Dermacentor albipictus is the source of this 6827-nucleotide messenger RNA. RefSeq names its product Glutamate receptor interacting protein (gene Grip). The record is from RefSeq and is a predicted model, not a curated record. Gene Ontology annotation, biological process: neurotransmitter receptor transport, endosome to postsynaptic membrane. Lineage: Eukaryota; Metazoa; Arthropoda; Arachnida; Ixodida; Ixodidae. Gene Ontology annotation, molecular function: protein binding.
CCGAUCCGUAGCAGACGACGCGGCGAACGGGAACGUCGACGGUCGUCUGCUGCGUCCUUCCAAUUAGAACCGCUGAUUGGGUUCACGGAACGGGAUUGUCUCCUUAAGUGGUGACGUCACCGUGAGCGGAACGCGACUUCUUGGUUGCUUGUUUUUUUGUGUUUUUUCCUUUGAGCUCUUGGCGUGGCCAUCACGUCGGAGUCUCGUCAACAUCACGGAGGAAAGGAUAAUCGCUACGCAGUUUUUAUACUUCGCUUCUCAGGGCGAACUUACGGAAGCGAAACGACCUGAGCCGAGUUGCCUCAGCGCCAACGUUGGCGACACGGGAUUUCGUCAGAACCCGAAAACGACGACAACAUCAACAAAACAAGGAUGGCCUACUCCGACUUAGCCGUGGUGGUUUUCCGUGAAGACACGCUUCUUGUGCGUGAGGUGUCAUUGGUGUUCUGUGUGCUCCGUUUGUUACGACUUUGAGGACGACCACCAGCACCUCUUCGCAUUUGCUGCACCACUGCAGCCGUUGUGCUUCGACGCUCGAAGAAAAACGUGGCCACGCCUUGGCUCUUUUGCGCAAGACUUGAAACAGGAUGCCUUCCUGGGGAUCUGGUUGUUUAAGGAGCUCCCAGAAACACCAACGCGAGGACGUGGCCUACCGACGUCGAACCGAGGCCCUGGAAGAUGUCUCGCUGACACUAACGAAGAGGCUCAGCUUCAUCAACGAGGACAAGCGCGGCUCCUCGACAGUGGAACUAGUCAAGAGAGAAGGAUCUACGUUGGGCCUCAUACUAUCCGGUGGGAUCGAUAAGGGCAGCCGUCCGAAAGUCGAGUCUCUCCGGCCGGGCAGCAUAGCACACAGGUGCGAUGCCCUGGCUGUCGGUGACCACAUUGUAGCCGUGAACGGAAUCCGGACCAGCAAGCUCAAGCAUGACGAGAUUGUUAACUUGCUCAAAAACGCCGGUGACAAAGUCGUGCUUGACGUUGAGUAUGAGAUUCCGAGCACAGCUGCGGAGAUGUCCAUGUGCGUCUGUCCCAAGGUGAUCCAAGUCAAGCUGGAGAAGGAGAACGGCAGCUUCGGCUUCCUCAUUCGCGGCGGCAACUGCCCCGAAAAGCUCAAGUGCCGUCCGCUGACUAUCACCCACGUGCGACCAGGAGGCCCUGCCGACAGGGAAGGCACAAUUAAGGCAGGAGACCGGCUGCUGGCAGUUGACAACAUCAACCUCAACAAUGCUUCCCUUAAUGAAGCCAUGGCUGUCCUGAAGCAGGUUGAGAAGCAAGCACUGCUUACCAUAGAGUAUGAUGUCUCGGUUAUGGAUGCUGUACGGAAUGCGUCGGGGCCUCUGCUUGUGGAAAUUGACAAGACACCAGGAGCCCAGCUCGGAGCGACGUUGACUCAAGUUCCACAUGGUGAAGGAGCAAUAGUUUUUGACAGCAUUAAACAAGCAAGUGUGGCUGAGAGGUGCGGUGCCCUCCACGUGGGCGACCAGCUCUUGGCCAUCGAUGGGACGCGCGUGGACCAGAUGACAGCGGCAGAGGCCAUGCAGCUCCUGAAAAUGGCCGUCGGAGAUGUCAUCAGACUGGAGAUCCUGCCCAUCAGCCAGAUGGCACUCAGGAAAUGCCCCAGCACCCAGUCGAAAAGGAGUGGGGCUCCCCCGCCUCCUCCGCAUAGUUAUGCCUCGAGCUACGACACCCUCUCGUCCAUGGGGGGUCACUCGAACCGGUCAGCAGCAGCGGCAGCAGCGGGACGCUGCCCUCUGCCGCCGCUCCCUCCUCCGCAAGUGCCCUCCACCCCAUCUUCAUCGCGGAGGGGAAAGCCCAGCAGAAAGCACCUCCCGGAAUACCUCUCCAGCUCUUCAAACGCGUCCAUUUCAUCCGUGUACGGGGUUCCCCCUUGUCUGGUCGGACCGAGCCAGCUGAGCCACACAGAGACCACCCAGGUAGUCAUUUAUGCCGACCACAAGGGAUUUGGCUUCGCCCUGCAGGGCCCCACCCCUUACUCCGCCGAUCCGCUGCCACCUGUUCCGACAAUCAGUAGCAUCGACCCAAGGGGACCAGCUGAGAGGACGGGAGUCGUGCAAGUUGGGGAUAGGGUUCUCUCUGUCAACGGGCAGACAACUGAAGGCCUUUCACUCGAGGAAGUCACCCAGCUAAUCCAACAGUCCCGACCACGUGUAGCCCUAGACAUCGAAUUUGAUGUUGCAGAAUCGGUCAUCCCAAGCAGCGGGACCUUCACUGUAAAGCUGGCGAAAAAGGGCCCCGGGCUUGGAAUCACUAUCACAUCCCCCAAGAACAGGCAACCCGGUGAGCCCCUCCUGAUAUCGGACAUCAAGCACGGCAGCGUGGCGCAUCGCACGGGCACCCUCCAACCCGGAGAUCACCUCCUUGCCAUUGACUCGGUCCGCAUGGACAACUGCACCAUUGAAGAUGCCGCCCAAAUCCUGCAGGCUUCCGAGGAGGUCGUCAAGUUGCGGAUACGCAAGGACGAAGCCUUCUGCGAGGAACCAGACGCAACGGGAGCCGUGAUCUUCACUGUGGAGUUGGCCAGACACGGUGGGCCGCUGGGCAUCACCAUAUCGGGAACGGAGGAACCUUUCGACCCCAUCAUCAUAUCGGGACUCACUGAGGGAGGCCUCGCAGAAAGGACCGGGGCCCUGCAUGUUGGUGACCGAAUCCUUGCCAUCAAUGGUCAAAGCCUGCGUGGAAAGCCCCUCAGCGAGGCGAUUCUUCUGCUUCAAAACUCGGGGGACGUGGUAACACUCAAAAUAUCCAAGUCCCCAAGAAACCAAGGUCUGGACGCACACCGGAUCGAACGGCCCAAAGAGGUGAGCCCGGCGCUUCGCAGAAGCUUGGUGGCAACGCCGACACCAUGUGCCAAAGAGCCUCACCCCCCCACGUUUCAGCCCGAGCCCAGCGGCUUCCUGAACCUGUACGCCACCCCUAUCCCAAGCGUCGACAGCGCUGUCGAGUCAUGGGACAGCUAUGGCGGACUUGAGGCUGCUGCGGCUGCAGCUGCGAUUGCCAACGGACCUGCGCCGAUCCAGAAUAAGGUCUUGCCACCUCCGACACCUGAUCUCAGUCGUCGCGAAGCAGAUGUUCCAACAACUGCGGCCCAGCCGUCUUCUCCGCAACAGUCCUGCCCAAACGUUUCUGCUGAGCUCAAGACGUGGGAGAGAGAGGUCUGGGGUCACCGGCCACCACCAAACCUCACUGCUCCUGGCCCAAGCACAGCAAACCCUCAGGCCUUCAUCCAAACAAGCAACCAUUCGGCGGCAUCAGACAGCGGCUCUGCAGACUGGUCAAAGGUUCUCGAAGACCUCGAAACGUGCGGGCAAUCGAAACUGCUACGGCAGAUUGAGCGCAGUAUCAUGGGAAGCCUGCCUUCCAUCGCACCCCUGCCGCACCCAGAUAUGCACCUUCCAAAUCCGGAAAACCUUCAGUAUGACGACCUCUACGGGUUCCAGUCUCGACUUCAGUCCGACGACACAUCGACGGAAUGCGAGUUCCAGGCUGUUGACCACGAGCAAGCGCCAUUCACACUGUCUCCGUACGAAGUACAACAUGACGGACAGCGCCAUGAUGGUUCCGUGACACCUUAUCCCAACUACGGUGGUCGCAUGACCGCGCCCAUUCCCAUUGAGGUGCACAGAGUCACGCUCUUCAAGGACAAAGUCUACGAGGACUUUGGCUUCAGCGUAUCUGAUGGCCUGUAUGAAAAGGGUGUGUAUGUCAACCGGAUCCGACCGGGUGGACCUGCUGACAUGAGUGGAAUACUCAAACCUUUCGACAGGAUCCUACAGGUGAAUGAAACCAAGACGCAUGACUACGACUGCUGCCUGACUGUCCCCCUCAUGGCUUCUGCGGGAGAUGCCGUCGAGCUCAUCGUCAGCCGACCUGCCUACAUCAAUGGCAAUUCGUCGCAUAGAAACUAUGAGCCCUCAUCGUUUCAUCCCUGGAUUGACGACAACGACCGUGAAGACUGUUCGUCACCUCAGGGUUCGCGGCCUGGCUCUCAAAUAUUGACCAAAACCCUAUGAAACGUGCCUCGUCACCGCUGCAGGUUUCACAAUGUGCGAGCGAGAACAAACGGUACAGAUGUGUAACGGGCAGUUGUUUUGGUCCAAAAUCACAAUGAAGGUUGUGAACUAACACGGGUAGAAGAGAACUCAUACACACCACGCGUGUCACAAGGGACGUCGUGCUUGAGAUAAUCAUUUUUGUUUUUCAAGGGUGAAAUGGCUUCUAUUCACAGCUGGUGCAAAUAAUGCUGAAUAAUAUUGUUACAUUUGCAUUUUUAUGUCUUUUUCCAGGUUUAAGUAUGCUAGGGCUACCAUUGUACCAGUCGUUUCACUUUAACCUUAACAGAAUUUUGAAAUGUUGUUCGUUGCAGACAGCACAAUUCUACUCCUUGGAUUACUGAAUUCUACUCCUGCAUUACUUGGCAUUACUUUCAAUGAGAAAUCACCACACUGCUUAAAGGACUAAUGAUAAUUACUGCGAAUUAACAUUGCACAUUGGGACAAGGACAAGAAAUGGUGAUGACAAGUGCUGUAUCAAAUUAAAAAUUUUCCCCAAUUACCUUUAUUCCUACAAUCAACUUCACAUUUUUCGGACUACCUAGGGGUUGUGAAAAAUGAAUACAUGCCUUUUACUGUCCCCAAAGCUCAAAUCUCCACAGACAUGUCCAAAAUAGCUCUGAAAGGCUGCAUUUAUUACAUGUAUCGGUGCUCGUACUGUGACAGGAGACGGCAGGCACACGCCUGUAUAAUUAAGAAAUACAAACUGUGUCCCCUGACAGUUGCCCCUUUCCACGCUUGGUAUGCCUCACCGCAAUACUUCGGAUCGUAACACUGCUGUGUUAAAGCGAAGCUAACUUUCGGAAACCAUCAUUAUGCAAAAAAGAGUCAUCGCCAUUGCUGACAGCAGUGGAUUCUUUCAAUGAAAAGCACCGCAGCGAACAGCAAGAAUCUUGGUAGUGAACGCUUGAUGCUAAGGUCUGAUGCUGAAAUCUGAAGCUAGACACCACCGCAGUGCCUAGCAGCGCCGCGGUGGUGGCUAUGGCUUCCAGCGGAUGUGUGUGUAAGACAAGCCCUGGUUCGAAGUGGAAAUAUAAUCAAAAUGGCGGCAGCGGUGGCUUCGAUUAAUGCCGUUUUGGACCUGCGGUCACGGCAGAAAGUCUGGAAAAUUGGACGGCGAAGGAUUUUCGUGUCCGAGUUUCAGACGUUCUAUAAUAGAUUACUCUAUGUGGUACAUGGCGGUGCCACGAAGGCGUCCAAAUUGUCGAGCAUGUCCGAAAAAUCGGGCGCCCGGAAUAUGGGUCGUUGACUGUAUUCCCUUUAAGGCACAUAUUGCAAUUUACGAACAGAAGUUGAAAAGUCCUCAAAGCACGACAUUUGAUGCAAAUUUUAAAGCUAGCACCAGUAUUGAGAUAAGCACCUUCCCACUUUCAGCAAAGUGUACUGCUGAGCCACCCAAUUUUCUGACAUCAAGGCACUUCGUCACACAAUACUGAUGGCAUAUCGGAAUACUGGCGUCAGCCUCAGAAUGCCUGUCAAGAGUUUAUGCCCUGCAAACUCAUCGACUCCAAUUCAUGAAUUUUCAUAGGCGAGUAAAUGGAAUAAAUAAAUAGUUAAUUAGUGAAACUUGAUUAAUUGGUCUCAAUGUAUUUUCGCAGUUUGCAUACGUAGCAUACACCUCUACGAGUAAUCCAGCUCAGGGAAUAGAAUUGUGCUCAUAAGAGAUUUUAAAGAAUUCUGUUGAGAUUAAAAUAAAACAUCCAUACAUAUAUACACACAGCUGCUUUUGCCUACAUUGAAGCUGUCACUGUGCAUGUUAGAGCUGCAGAUUUUUAUGGACAUGAAGAGAGUGGAGGAUAGCCAUUUUUGGGCCAAAGGAAUCGUCAGACAAUGCAUUUAUGGUAGUGAAAAACUUGUCUUUUGCCAAGAGAAACCUUCAAACCCACUUUUCAAUGUAGUAGUCCAGCAACCAUGUUCAAGCAAAAGAAGAAACUCAGCCAACAGUGUUCAUACCAUGAAAGGUCUUGAAAAGCCACAUCACAUAGCCAAUAACUUAUUUCUGGCGUCUUCAUUACCGUAGCCUCCAACUGUUUCUCGAUAUUGCAGUGUUCUCAUUCUACAUAGUGAUGUAUCCGCACUCAAGGUUUCCUCAAUUUUUUAUUAGCUUGUACAUAAAACAGUAAGCAAUUUUGCUCAGCAUUAAGGAGAAUGGCUAGUCAUUGAAACAUUGAUCUGUGUUUCAAGUUUGAUCACCUAUUUACAUAAAUACAAAGGCAGCAAAGAGAUUAUAUGCUGCUUUCCAGUGUUACAGUAGAAUAUCACCAUGUGUAUGUAGAAACGCCUUGCUCACAUCAGUAUCUUCACCGCAACAACUGAAUGAACAGAGCUGGAAGGUACAAAAAGUGAAUAAACAAAAGCUGAAGGCCUGUUUCAUCAAAUACACAAGGAUGGUUAUUCUGCUUAGUAUUUGUUCAAAGUGCCUUUCAAGCUUGCCUAUCCAAAGGCAAGCGCCUGCCGUGUAAGUUUCUGAAGAGUAAUUCAUGAGCUUUGCUGAUGUACAGUUAUUUGGUUGUCUAGACUUUCAUGAAGCAUGGAAAUAAAGAAUGUGUUCUUUAAAGCAAAAUACAAUGCCAGUCCUGUUGUUUGCUGCCUGUGACACCGUAAGGUGCUAUUGGGUUAUAACUAGAGCACCAUACGCUUAAUGCGGAGAUGUGGGUUUGGCCCCCGCCUAUGGCCAAAGCGUUUUCUUGUUCAGCUUUAUUUUCCUUUAAAUUAUUUCUACAUUUCAAUUAAACAUAACAAUGAGCUUCCCCUGUG